This is a messenger RNA of Morone saxatilis (striped sea-bass), 828 nucleotides long. RefSeq names its product tumor necrosis factor receptor superfamily, member 18 (gene tnfrsf18). Gene Ontology annotation, molecular function: antigen binding; CD154 receptor binding. NCBI's taxonomy places the organism in Eukaryota, Metazoa, Chordata, Actinopteri, Moronidae. Gene Ontology annotation, cellular component: external side of plasma membrane; CD40 receptor complex. Gene Ontology annotation, biological process: response to type II interferon; TRIF-dependent toll-like receptor signaling pathway; inflammatory response. The coding region runs from base 1 to 828 and encodes 275 amino acids. The record is from RefSeq and is a predicted model, not a curated record. The transcript is spliced from 7 exons.
AUGGAUCCUCUGCGCUCUUCCCUGGCUGUUAUAUGUGUAUUAAGUAUUUGGACUACAGGAUAUGCUGCAGACUGUGGGGUUCGACAGACUAAGACAAACGGACGAUGCUGUGACCUGUGUCCCCCAGGUGAAUAUGUUAAGGCAUUCUGCACAGAGCAACGAAAAACCGUCUGUAGCCCCUGUGGGGAGGGCUAUUACUCGAGCCAAUAUAACCUCUUUGACAGAUGUGAGAAAUGCAGGUCGUGCCAACAAGAAUAUGCUGAGAAAUGUACACGGACCACAGAUACAACAUGUUUGUGCCGUUCUGGUUUCCUGUGCUCCAACGAUGUCUGUUCAAAGUGUGAGGAAAACAAGUGUGUUACAGGGGAGAAGUUGAAGAGGACAGGGUCGAUAGUGUAUUCAUAUCAUUGUGAGCCUGCAUGCUCUAAUGAUGCAUAUUUUGAUGUGAAAGAAAAUGUCUGCAAGCCACGAACACAGUGCAGUUUAUUUGGACUUGCUGAGCAGUUUCCAGGCAACAAAACCCACAACUCUGUUUGUGAUGGAGGUGAUAUGCACAGAAAUGGCACAUACUUCAUUCAUGUGAUCCUUGGCAUCGGCUUUGUUUUACUUUCUCUCACCAUCCUUGUGCUUAUAUCGUAUGCCUGUAUAAAGAACCUAAGGAAGCACAAACCAUACGCUCAUCACAUCGGCAUCGCAGCAGUCUCCACCAACACAGGCGACUUUCACCUGUCAAAGGAGGAGAGUGGGUUCCAGCUCAUCAUCCAGGAUGAAUCCAGGAAGAGUGAAAGUUUGGACCAACUGCAGCUGGAAAAAAUCAGCGCUUUGUGA